UAUUAAACAGACUUUUUCCACAAAAUCAAUACAGGAAUUCAGUGUCAUACUCGUAAACUUUUUAGAGAUGAAGUAUUUUCCACACUUGUGUCUAUGUUUAAUUUUUUUCGAAUUAUCGGAAGCUGCGAUGUCUGAGGCUCAGUUAAAAGCCGCAGUGAAGCUCGUUAGGAAUAUGUGUCAGCCGAAAAGUAAAGCCACAAAUGAGGAUAUUGAGAAAAUGCAUCAUGGAGACUGGAAUAUCGACCGCACUGCAAUGUGUUACAUGCACUGCGCCCUCAAUUCAAACAAAUUGAUCACAAAAGAAAACGUUUUUAAUCGGGACUAUGCCAUAACUUUGGCCGAGAAAAACUUACCCACGGCACUCAAAACUGCCUCAAUUGAGGCCGCGAAUUUGUGCAAAGACUCCGCCAAAACUCUGGACGACAAGUGUGUCGCUGCGUACGAAAUCUCCAAAUGUUUGUACGAAUCCAAUCCUGAAAAGUACUUUCUCCCCUGAGCAUCAAACAGAAAUUGAAUCAAAAGUGUUCUUUCUAUUGGGCUAACGACUUACAAAAAACUUGGUUGAUACUUAGGCACAGGAAUUGAAAAUAAAUAUACAGUUUUUCAUAGUUAGGGGAACAGCAUUUUAGUUAAAACUAUUUAAUAAAGCCCGAAAAAAGUCAGUGAAAAAUUAAAAAUUUGGAGACGAAAACACAAAUACAGUUUGUUCGUUAUAUCAGGACUCCACUGUAUAUUUUAAUAAAAAAAUGUCUAAUUUAAAAUAAUCGUAUAUUAAUAAAUUUGUGAAUUAAAAAUUUUGUUGAUAUGGUUACAAAACAUGUAGGAACUCUUAAUAAAUCAAUAAUAUGAAUUCGUGGACAUAAAUUUAAAUGUUUAAAUUACUACUAAUUUUAAGUUACGUGUAUAUAUCAUUUUUAUGCAAAAAUACUUGAUUUAAUUUGGGUUAACCAAUAACUGACUAAAGUAUGCGAAGCACAAUAAAGAUCCCAUCAUUCUUAGUCUUA
Molecule: messenger RNA, 1004 nt
Organism: Tribolium castaneum (red flour beetle)
Lineage: Eukaryota; Metazoa; Arthropoda; Insecta; Coleoptera; Tenebrionidae
Product: general odorant-binding protein 72
Exons: 7
Coding region: 68-496 (142 amino acids)
Molecular function (GO): odorant binding
Source: RefSeq, a predicted model, not a curated record